AUGGCAUCUCCUCAGCCGGCGGCCGUGCUCCUCGUCUUCUUCUUCUUCUUCUUCUUCUGCUCUACGCUGGCCCCCUUCAUCGUCCUCCCCUGCGCCGCCGACAGGGGUCACAGCAUAGGCGCCGAGCUCCUCCGCGGUGACUCACUCGAUGACUCCAUGACGACGUCGGAGAAGGUGAGAUCCGCCGUGCGCCGCUCCGGUGAGCGCGUAAGGUACUGGGCCUCACUCGCGAAGGGGUACGACCCCUCGCGUGAGUCGACGGUCUCCCUGACGGCGAAGCUCGCCCCCGCCACCUUCGAGUACCUCAUGGAGAUCUCACUGGGAACUCCGCCGGCGACCGUCCUCGUCGUCCCCGACACCGGCAGCGAUCUCAUCUGGACGAAAUGCGCCUCCUGCCGCAAUUGCACCGGCGAGGGCUUCAACCCUCGGAAAUCCUCCUCCUACAAGCACCUCCGGUGCGACUCUCGGCCCUGCACGGUACUGGAGACCAUGGCCCGCUGCGGGCUCCGCCACAACUGCGACUACGCGCUUUCCUACGGCGAUGGGUCCUCCUCCGCCGGCGUCCUCUCCCGCGAGACGUUUAUCUUCAGCUCCACCGGCGGCCGCAAUGUCUCCUUCCCGAAGGUGGUCUUCGGGUGCAGCCACAGGGUGGGGGGAGCCUUCAAUGCCGGCAUCCUCGGUCUCGGGAGGGGCCCGCUGUCCCUCAUCUCUCAACUGGGCGGCGCUGCUGGCGGGAAGUUCUCCUACUGCUUGGCACCCAUCACGGACAGCCGCGCCGCCAGCUACUUCAACCUCGGGUCGGCGGCGGCAGUGGACGGCGCCAACGUAGUCACCACCCCCAUCGUCUCCCCAAACGGGUUUUCAUCCUCCUUCUACUACCUAUCCCUGCAUGAGGUCACUGUCGAGGCGGUCAGAAUUCCGGCGGAGGUAGAUAUCAUCAUCGACUCCGGCACCGCCGUCACGUUUCUGCCCGACGGCGUGGUCAACGCCUUGGUGGCGGCGCUAUCGACGAAGAUCCCGGCCCCACGGGUCCACGAUCCGGAGGGACAGUUCGAGCUCUGCUAUCGGGUUGGGUCAACGUCGGCGGCGACGGCGGCGUUUCCGGAAGUCGUCUUCGGGUUCGGCGGCGGGAAGGUGGCGCUGAAGCCGGCGAACAUCUUCGUGACGUCGGAGGACGGCGUGGUGUGCCUCUCCGUCCUGCCGUCACCCAGCCCGGCCUUCGCCAUCUUCGGGUUCCUCGCCCAGCAGAAUUUCCAUGUAGGAUAUGAUCUCGUGAAGAACACAGUCUCUCUCGCGCCGGCGGAUUGCGCCCACCUCCGACUGAGGAAGGCGUCCAGGGGUAAACAUUGA
Molecule: messenger RNA, 1350 nt
Organism: Spirodela intermedia
Lineage: Eukaryota; Viridiplantae; Streptophyta; Magnoliopsida; Alismatales; Araceae
Source: the annotation of a GenBank genome assembly